This is a messenger RNA of Paramecium pentaurelia, 534 nucleotides long. The record is from the annotation of a GenBank genome assembly. NCBI's taxonomy places the organism in Eukaryota, Ciliophora, Oligohymenophorea, Peniculida, Parameciidae.
UAAUGCAGAAUAAUCAACAUGUAAGACUUGCAUAAGAAAUUAAUCCUACUCCUUGUGAAGGACCUGUUUCACAAGUUGUGUAUCCAUAACUUCCUGAAUAGAACUUGUAAAUUGGUUAGCCUAUUUAACCAAUAGUUCCAGCUCAAUAAUUUAUUAGAUAGAUCCCCUACUAAUAAUAACAACAUCCCUAAUUAUAAUAAUAAUAAUAAGUUAUUUACAAUCCCACUGCUAUAUAGUAAAGUAUUUUUUUAAAGUUAUUUAAAGUCCAACCAGUUUAUUCUAAAUACCCUCACAUGAUUACAUGUGCUUACUGUUAGAGAUAAGUUUAAACACAGGUUAAUUAUGAAGUCGGAACUGGAGCUUAUGCACUUGGAGGACUUUUGGCAGCUGUUGGUCUUUGGUUAGGGUAAUUUUUAAAUUUAAUAAUUAGAUGUUGUUUGAUUCCAUGUUUUGUAUAAGAUUGCAAAGAUGCAGUUCAUUUCUGCCCUGCAUGUUAAGCUAAAAUUGGUAAAAAAAGAUUCUUAUUUGAUUGAU